Molecule: messenger RNA, 147 nt
Organism: Racocetra persica
Lineage: Eukaryota; Fungi; Glomeromycota; Glomeromycetes; Diversisporales; Gigasporaceae
Source: the annotation of a GenBank genome assembly
GCUUUUUUCAGUUCUCUCCUCAACUUCAAGGUCCCUUGAAACCACUCAUAUACUUAACCUGCAAACAUAUCAUCCAUUACAAUUGUAUCGAUAAUCCACAAAAACUGUGUCCUAUAUGUCCACCAACUGAUAUGGAAAUUGAUAACG